ACAGUUGAGUGGCAGCCGCUCGCUCGGCCAGUCGCGCGUUACAGUUCCUCUCGAAGCCACCUUCCGUCCGAACCUGCAGUGUCCCAGUGCUUCUGUGUUCAGUGGAUAACUCCUUGAAUCCCGUGCGCCGAUGAGAGAUUGACAGGCCGGCCCUUGCUCCUCCCGCUCCUGCCGCUGCCAGGCCCCGCUCAAUCCCGCCAAGGACUCCUCCUUCCAGCCGGGGUCAUCCACCUGCCCGGAUCCUGCCGCAGGAGCGCCCGCCUACGUCACUAGCCCCAGCCGCGCGCUGGACUAGUGCACCUCCGCCCGCCAGUGACCACUCCGCCGCCCUCGCCGCCCGCACUUUCCGCGGGCUGUGACGAGCACGUGAGUGAGCGUGUGUGUGCGUGUGUGUGAGCGUGUGCGUGUGUGAGUGUGCGUGCGUGUCGAAGGAGCCAUCGACUCCGACCUCCCACGCCCCCCACGCACUCCGCCCGCCCCACCCCGCCCUCCGUCAGCCGCGGCGCCCUCGGGAGCGAAGUCUUUGCGCUUGUAACCGUGGCCGAAGAAGCUCUCUUCAUGAUUACCAUGGACAUCCCGACGCCGCCGACGCCACACCAGGUGGUCACCCAGAACAUCAUGCAGCAGCCGAGCCCCGACGACGCCAAGAAGAAACAUCGCGCCACUGGCCACCACGACGAAGUGUCCGGCACCUAUUACUUUGGCGAGAAUCCAUCGAAAGGCCAUGGCGGCGUGAACCAGCUGGGCGGCGUGUUCGUGAACGGCCGUCCUCUGCCCGACAUGGUACGACAGAGAAUAGUGGAGCUCGCACACAACGGGGUCCGUCCCUGCGACAUCUCCCGCCAGCUCCGGGUGUCUCACGGAUGCGUCUCCAAGAUCCUGUCCAGGUACUAUGAGACGGGCUCCAUCCGGCCGGGCGUGAUCGGCGGCUCCAAGCCCAAGGUUGCCACGCCCACGGUGGUGGACGCCAUCGCCAACUACAAGAAGCAGAACCCGACCAUGUUCGCGUGGGAGAUCCGCGAGCGGCUGCUCUCCGACUGCGUGUGCGACCAGGAGAGCGUGCCCUCCGUCUCCAGCAUAAACAGAAUCGUGCGCAACAAGGCGGCGGAGAAAGCCAAGCACUCGAUGCCGGGCACGCUGUCCCCGGUGUCCCAGGCGACGUCGGUGAUCGCCCACGCCCCGCCCGCGCCCCACGAGACGGCCCUCCAGCGCCAGGGCUCGUACUCCAUCAACGGCAUCCUGGGCAUCCCGCCGCACACCGACCCCAAUGGAAACAUCAACAAGAGGAAACGAGAAGAGACGGAUGAACCUCGCGAUAUGAUUGGUCACCCAGACGACGACCCGAAGCGCCAGAGAACGCAGUACAACACAGACCCGCUAUACACUAAUAUGUUAUGGUCGAAGCAAGCCUGGCCGGCCCUCAAGACCGAAGACGCCACCAAGACGUUGCUUCCAGACCUCGGCGGUGGCGUCACGGGGGGCGCCGCUUCCCCCUACAGCAGCGUCCAGUCGUUCGUGGACCACCCGGCCAGCUACCCGUCAGUGUCCGCCGCCUCCGCCUCCACCGACGCCCUCUACGAGACGAUGGCCAUGACGCAAUCCAACACCAACCAGGUCUACUCGCCUCCUCUCGCUACUUCUCUCGGUAGCGCAGGUGGACUGACACCUCUCACACCCAUCACCAUGCAAGAUGUGAAGCCCGUGCUCGCCGCUCCUUCAGUCCUUGACACAACCGCAUCCCAGUUCCAUCAAGGCACGGCCGGGUCCAUGGCAGACUACACGUACUCGUCACCGUACACUCAGUAUUCCUCCGCGUACCCCACUUAUGGCUACGGCACGGGGGGUCUCCUUAGUAAGUAACUACAUGGGGAACUACUCGAGCUCCAGCAACGGUGGUAACAACAGCAGCGGCGGUGGCAACAGCGCCAACAGCAACGCCACCACCAACAGCGCCAACACCACCCCCACCAACAACAACAACAACAGUCACAACAACACGGCGGCGCGGCUGCGCAUGCUGCAGUCGUCCCUGGGCGCCUCCAUGUGCGGCAGACAGGACCGCUGCACGUAACGCUGUGACGUCACCUCGUCUCUGCUGUGCGUCCGUUGGCGAGCAGGUGUCCGGCUUAUCAAGACAACUGUGAUGCGACAGACCUCCGCUCCCCCUCCUCGCUGCCCCUCCCCCUCCCGAGGGUCUCCCCUCCCCCCUCCCUUCCCUCCCGCGCUCCGGAGGCAAGAGCCUCGCGCAGACGCGGCCGCGAGAGAAGGACUGAGGGAGAAGGAAGAUCGCGAUGAACCAGAGAUUUAUAUAUGUGGAUAAGGAGCUGCAGAAGUCAGAGAAGAAUAGCGAAGACGUCUACGAAGAGGAGGAGAAGCCAAAAAGGACCCGAAGACAAAAAGAGAAAGGAACACAAGUCUCCACGACCUGCGCGCCACGAGCCGCGGAGAGAGCGAGAGACGACCUCUAGUAUAGCUGAGUGCGUGUUUGAGCAGCACGGACCGAUCUCUUAGCUAGGAUACCAAAGAAUACCCACUCAAGUCACGAGCUUGCUUGAGUCGUGGCGGCCGAACGACCCUUUCCUUCUUCAGGCACACGCGUUCACUUCAGGAACGAACACCUCACGGUCAACACAGCCCCCUCCCCCCGCCUCUUGCCCUCCCCCCUCCCUCCCUCCUGCCCCUCUGCCCGAGGCAUUUCAUCUUGUACAUAGCACCCGUCGACGCAGGCCUUUCCUGGUGUGCCUGAAGGAGGCAAGCGAGGGGCGCCGACUCGCACACCUCUUUCCACUCUGGGCGCGGCGGGGAAGCCUUCCUCCCGACGCGGGAUGAAAGCAGCCUGUCCCCGGCGCCGGCCACUCUCCUCUGUCGGGUCUCGGUUUUCUGUUUUGUUUUUGGGGUUUGUCGCUGUCCAGGACCUAGAUCUACUGACUCGUGUUUUUGGCAUCGAUCAAAAACUUUCUAAAUCCCUGUAUCGUUUAAGUUUUAUUAUGAUUUUAUUUUUCAUCAUGAUAAUAUAUGUAAUUUUUUUUUCAAACAAAGACGCCUGUGAAAUGGUGAUUCGAUUACCUCUUUUUAUAUAUAUAUACGAAUAUAUAUAUUAUAUAUAUAUACAUAUAUACCUCUUAUUUUGUCUUGAAGAGGCUAAGAAAAACAACAAGAAAGCGGUUGAGUGUUCCGCGGGCGGCCGUCCGGGCCCUCGGGCGCUGCUGUUAACCAAAGAGGCGUUUUUGGCUUCUGUCUCCCAGCCUGUGUGGUACAAGGCGAAGCUUAGUCAGGUGGACCUCUCGUGGCACGGAGGUUGCUAAUCAGGCCUCCGUUUUAUAGGAGGCCAUGUUUUUUUGUAUAGACAUGUUUUUAAAAAAGAAAGAAAAAAAAAAGAAUGAUGACAAGUUGACCUAUGUAUUAUUAAUAAAAAAGACCUAUUUAUAAAAUCUGCCGAAGUUAAAUGCCCUAGGUAGGUCAUAGAGUUAAGGAGAGAAUAGUUUUAAGGUUUUCCUAUGGCCCAUUCCCUGUCCCUCCCAGGAUGCAACAGCAACACUGAACCCCAUCCACCCCCUCUCUCUCUUAUUUUACGCCGAAUCUUUUUUUAUUUAUUUUAUUUUGCCCAUUACCACUCAGUUAUAUUGUACAGUAUUAGUCCUAGGGUCUCAACUCGCACCUUAUAGAUGCCCCCACGUUUCACAGUCACAAAGUAUUACGCGUUUGGUAAGAACGUCAUUGAUUUGAUUAAGAUAAACAAAGCGAACCGGUAUUCUCGACCAAAUACCGGUUUUGAGUUUUUUAAUUAUUGUUAUUAUUAUUAUUAUGAUGAUGAUUAUCAUUAUUAUUCUAAUUUGUAAGAGAUUAUCCACUGCAGCUGUAUUGCCUACGGGUCAGUCUGGAUUUUAUGCUUGUCAGGAUACCUAGAUUUAACAAAUAAAGUAUUCGUCAAAGUUUUUAUGUAUGAGUGUCUUAAAAGGCGAACGGCAGGUGACGCUGUCGCUUCGUUGCAUAUGGCUACAUGAACUAGUCUCAAUCAUCCACUUUCAAUGAAAAGCGAAAGAAAAUUCUGAUUUAUCUCUCUCAUAUCAUGUUUGAUCCUUUUAUGUAUCUUUCCUUUUCGGAAUACUCCUACUUGUGAUCAGAAUUCUCAAAAUUUAGAAUACUUCCCCCCCACACACACAAACUUUUUUUUUUACAAAUUCUCAUGCAAAGAAUUCUCAUUAUUUCUAAAGCCUUAUUUUUAAAAGGUUAUUUCUAAUUAUUUAAUUGUUUCUCUCAACGAAAGUCCGGCCAUCACGAAGUGCUGCGCCGCACGUGUACAUUUGGGGCUUCAUUGCGAAAGGGUAACAGGUGUAAAGCUUUUCUGUUCGAGUUUUGUUUGUAGUCUGUUAUGUACAGUCACUGCAUUGCUCUUUUAUGUGUAAAAGCAUUAUGUUUACGAUAAUGACUUAUUAUUGAUUAUAGAUUUUUAUCAUUAUUAUCAUCAUGUGUUUCUUUUUGUCAUGCAUUCAGUGUGUACCGUCACAGUAUCUCUGAAUUUUUAUGCUGUAAAAAAAUUGUGUUCGUUGGUCGAUGGUUUAAGCGCCUCAUCGUCAGCAUAUAUGCAAUUAUUGCUUGAUUUCUUGUCAUCAAUUAGAUUUUUAUAUAUACCUAAUGUCCAAAACAUUGUUAUUAUGGUCGUUAUAUAAUUUUUUUCUAUAUCUCCAGUGACAGUGUUUCAUAUUUUUUAUUUUGUCUCAACCUACAAACAGUAAAAUGCGCAUCAGUAUGUUGUGAAUUGGUUGCCAGUUUGUGUAUUUGCUUGGAUUUUUUUCCACUAUUGAAGAGAGCGAGUCUUCCACGACUGUCUGUAACUGAUGCGAUUUAGUCAGACACAGUAAAACCUACAUAUUGAUGUAUGCAGCAACGGUAGGUAUAGCUAUAGAAAUAAACAACUGCUCUUUAUAGUAAAAAA
Penaeus monodon (black tiger shrimp) is the source of this 4936-nucleotide messenger RNA. It is a transcript of the gene sv, whose product is annotated as paired box protein Pax-5-like. Gene Ontology annotation, molecular function: RNA polymerase II cis-regulatory region sequence-specific DNA binding; DNA-binding transcription factor activity, RNA polymerase II-specific. Lineage: Eukaryota; Metazoa; Arthropoda; Malacostraca; Decapoda; Penaeidae. Gene Ontology annotation, biological process: anatomical structure development; regulation of transcription by RNA polymerase II. Bases 559 to 1860 code for a protein of 433 amino acids. The record is from RefSeq and is a predicted model, not a curated record. The transcript has 13 exons.